CGGCGUGCGCUCGAGGGGACGGGCAACAGGGGUAAAAGGAGUUGCCGGGCGAUAGCACAGGACAGCACAGCGGCUUUCAGGGUGGAGGCUUUUUUUUUUUAAGCUAAUGGGUUUUUGAAACAUUUAAGACGACUCCUACAUACAGCGCAGUUACGAAUACCACAGUGUAUGCAGCGAAUUGCUUACUGCGUUACUUAGCUACCACCCCGGCAACUGAGGCAGAGGGUGUCGGUGAUAGCUAGCUGAUUAGCUAGCGACCGAGCUAGCUGUUUGCUAACAUCGCGUCUACACCAUCCUCAGGCAUUAGCCAGCGGUCCUCAGCAAGAAUCAGGUAGCGAGCUAGCUAACCUUACGCUAGAUCGGUGUUGUUCUCAGUGCAAACGACGCAAGUGGGGGCUCUUGCUAGCUAUCAAGCUACCAGUGGUUGGCUAGCGUUAAAGCUACUGAGUUCACUUGUCCGACGGGCAGGGUGUCAGCUAACUAACUGCUGAAAUCUCUUGCCGCUCAGCCCCCCGUCGUCACCGUUGCCCUUCUCGCUCCAGCCGAAACACUGGAAAUCCACAAGCGGCCGGACAACGGCGAAGGGCCAGCGAACCUGGGGGUGGUGGUGGACUCGCACAUUGUCGGAGCGCCUGUAGAGAGGCACAGUCGUGGGGACGUAAAGGCGGCUAUGGAUGGACUGGCGGUGGAGGUGCGCGGCUCGAAUGGGGCCUUCUAUAAGGGGUUCAUCAAAGAUGUCCAUGAAGACUCCGUCACAAUAGUCUUUGAAAACAACUGGCAGCCAGAAAGACAGCUGCCAUUUACCGACGUGAGGUUGCCGCCGCCGACGGACUACCACAAGGACAUUGGCGAGGGAGAGGAAGUGGAGGUGUACUCCCGCGCUAACGAGCAGGAGCCAUGCGGCUGGUGGCUGGCGAGGGUGAGGAUGAUGAAGGGCGAGUUCUAUGUGAUCGAGUACGCUGCGUGCGACGCCACAUACAACGAAAUCGUCACUUCUGAACGAAUCCGGCCAGUGAACCCCAACAGUCCUGCUUCUCACGACACCUUCCACAAAGUCACCAUCGCCGUGCCUGAAGACCUUAGAGAAAUCUGUUUAAACGACAACAUCCACAAAGACUUCAGGAAAGCAAUUGGAGCCAACUGCAUCUUCUACAACACUUCAGCACAUGAACUGAUCGUACUGUCCACCAACGAGUCCACAGUGAAGCGUGCCACACUCCUGAGUGACAUGCACUUCCGCAGCAUUCGCACCAAGCUCAUGCUCAUGUCCCGCAACGAGGAGGCCACCAAACACCUGGAGACGAGUAAGCAGUUGGCGUCGGCCUAUCAGGAGGAAGUGCGAGUGCGGGAGGAUCUGAUGGGUUUGGCCAUCGGCUCCCACGGCGCCAACAUUCAGCAGGCCCGCAAAGUGCCCGGUGUCACUGCCAUCGAGCUUGAGGAGGAGAGUUGCACCUUCAGGAUCUAUGGAGAGACCCCAGAAGCUGUGAAGCAGGCCAGGGUGUAUCUGGAGUUCAGAGAAGACUCGUUCCAGGUGCCCCGGCACCUUGUCGGCAAAGUUAUUGGCAAAAGUGGCAAAAUCAUCCAGGAGAUUGUGGACAAGUCAGGUGUGGUGCGGGUGCGAAUCGAAGGGGACAACGACAAAAAGCUGCCCAGGGAAGAGGUAGGCAGUCAGGGGCCUGGCAGUGCAGACGCUGCCUCCAGCCAAGAGGGUAUGGUUCCUUUCAUCUUCGUAGGAACCAAGGAGAACAUCAGUAAUGCCCAGGCUCUGCUAGAGUAUCAUGUGGCCUACCUACAGGAGGUGGAACAACUCCGUCUGGAGCGACUGCAGAUCGACGAACAGCUCCGGCAGAUCGGCGUGGGUUACCGUGCAGCCCCGAGCCGCGCUGGUGCCGCCGGUGCCACGGAGCGCGAGCGCGGCUACCUGACGGAUGAGAGUAGCAACUCCCUCCAGACUUCACGCACGUACGGUGGGCGUGGCCGCGGACGCAAGGCCAACAGCUCUUAUUCCGGUUAUGGAACAAACUCCGAGAUGUCCAAUGCCUCUGAGACGGAGGAGCUGGGUGAGCGGGAGCCGAGACCCCGCGGAGUGGGUGGCGAGGACAGAAGUGCCAGGAGAGGGGGUCGCGGCCGUGGCAACAGCGCGGGCAGGGGUCGUGGAGGCCCUGGAUCCCGCGGCGCCAACACCAUCAGCUCAGUGCUGAGGGACCCUGACAGUAACCCAUACUCCCUGCUGGAGGGUGAGGGUGAUAUGGGCGGAGACACAGACGCCAGUGAGAGCACGGGUGGCAACGAUCGCAGGAGACGCUCUCGCCGCCGUCGUAAUGACCAGGAGCCCAGUGUCAUGGACGCGGCCGCCAACGAAUCUGACAGCCAGGCUGCUGCCAGCGAGAAUGGAUUGGAGGAGGAGGGCAAGCCACAGCGCCGAAACAGAAGCCGCCGCCGCCGCAAUCGUGGCAACCGUCCCGAGGGAGGCUCCGCCAGCCGAGACAGACAGCCAGUUACCGUGGCUGACUUCAUCUCUCGUGCAGAAUCUCAGAGUCGACAGAACCUUCCGGCAAAGAAAGAAGAAACACAGCAUGCUUCCCAUACUAAGGAGAAUGGGACUAGUGUGAAGGAAGAGCGAGCCCCCUCCAAGCGUUCCCCUAGCAACGGCGUAGCAUCAUCUGGGGAGGCUCUGACCCUGGUGAACGGUGUUUCGUAAAUUGAAAAAUACAAAACGUCGUCUCACCCCUCAAGACCCACGUCUAGAGCAAGACACUACGGCGAUCUCUGUCCCUGCUUGCAUUUACGUAAACCUUUAAACAGACAAGUGAAAAUCGACUAAAAAUCUUGAAUUCAUACGAGAUUAUGAGCAGAAAAAGAAAAAGAUACAAAAAAAGACACGCAUCUACCUAAAAACACGUAACGGUGUAUGUUUAUCCUAUCUAUCAGUACGUAGUGCUUAUUUAAGACAAGCUUGCCAAAAAAGCUGGUGGAUACGAUUCGAAAAUCUGACGUAACUAAACACAGGACGUGACUAUUUGUUACUUUGGAGAAAUGUUUUUCCGUUUUGUCACUGUCGUCGUUGUUUGUUUUUGUUUGUUUGUUUGUUUCCACUGGUGUGGGAUUGUGGUCACACUCCCAAACAGAUGCAUCUCUGAAGCAGUGUUAGUGGCAAGGGGAGGAGCUAGCCGAGAGGCGGUAAUGUGGGCGGAGCCUCGUGUUAGUAACAGUUGAGGCCUUUGGUACUCUGAGAUUAAGGGUGUGUGAGGACAAGGAGAGACAUUGUGCCUUGAAUUUGAGAAAAAAAAAACAAAAAAAAAACGAGUAUUCUUUGUUUUGUUCAUGGGACGGAAGAUACUGUUCUUUUUUUCUGAGACGAGACAUUUAAGAAACCAGUUGCUGGGUUAGGCUUGAAAAGGAAUAGAAAAUUGAAUACUAAUGCCAAACAUGAAAUUAAGAACACUCAUCUGUAGUAGGAGUUAUGAACUGAACAGCGUUUAUUGUGCGUGUGUGUACGAGUGCGUUGGUAUAUGUGUAGUUGUUAGCAAUGCAACAAUAGAACAUAAAUUCGGAGAAUCGUGAAAUAAUGUCAAAGCCUUCCCUGCAGAGAGGGAGGAAGCCAUGCAGCCAGUCGGGUUGAAUGAGAGGAGAGGAAUGGGUGUCCGCUUCUCCCUGUCCUGCGCGACAGGAGCAGACAGGCGUGGCUGUGUUAAGAACGGCCCUACAAACUGAACCAACCAGGGAUGGACAGUUACAAACCUGCAGACCCAGCGUGCUAAUUUCAGCCUGAACUGAUAUCCAAACAAGCUUCAGUGCCUCUAAGCCCCCCCACCCCAAAUCCACAGCUAUUUUUGGAGGAGGGAGAGCGGAAAAGUGAUCUUGUGGGAGAAUGAUUAAAAGUAAUGCACACAGUUGCAACUUUCAUACCAUGUUAAAAUGUGGUUUACACACUCGAUACAUGCUGAGAGAUAGCAAAGUUGAUGACUCCUCAAUGGUGCCCCCUACUGGUUGGGGAUUUUACACAACUUGAGCAAGAAGGCGCAUUGUAGGGGGAGUAGCACAGCCUCAGAAAAUUUGAGAGUUACACACAUACAUAUGAAGGUAUUUGAGGACAUACAGUCAAAUAUGAUCACUAUACAGUUUAGACUUCCCAUGUCUCUUGGCAAGGAGGCUUAAACGUGAAGUUCCUGCAAGGUGACUCGGAGGCCAGGCGACUGGGUCGUUAAAACUAAUCGAGGUGUCUGGUGUCUGCUGUUCCUGAUUGUUGCAGUCAAAAAGACACAAUUGGGAGAAUCCCAUCUCCCUUUUGGCUCAUGUUGUUACUGUCAUCUUGGUUUAUGCUCUCAAACUUUUUUGGUUGUUCUUUUCACAUCAUAAAAAUGAAUAAAAUGGAGGUGAAAUAAAUUAUUUCUGGAAUGA
Molecule: messenger RNA, 4401 nt
Organism: Electrophorus electricus (electric eel)
Lineage: Eukaryota; Metazoa; Chordata; Actinopteri; Gymnotiformes; Gymnotidae
Gene: fxr2
Product: FMR1 autosomal homolog 2
Biological process (GO): animal organ development; positive regulation of long-term neuronal synaptic plasticity; regulation of translation at presynapse, modulating synaptic transmission
Cellular component (GO): nucleus; neuron projection; cytoplasmic stress granule
Molecular function (GO): translation regulator activity; mRNA 3'-UTR binding
Source: RefSeq, a predicted model, not a curated record